UAUUUUGUUUUGAAUCGGCGAUGAUAACUUGAUGUAGAAUAUAUUGAUAAUAGUGUAUUUUAUUAUAUAUAGGCGUGUUUUAUACACGAACAAUAUUAUUACCGCUCAUUAAUGAAUACCAUACGUCUCUCGUCAAUAAUAUAUACGUCGCUUAUAUUGUCUAAAAGAAAAUUCACUCAUAAUAUAACAAACUAUUGCUUAUCUAAGGUGACAAGGAUGUCCCCUGUUAGAAGUAUAGCAGACUUGGGGUAUGCGUUUAAUGCCGAAGGCCAGUUAAGAAAAGUCAAUGACAAUGGAGAGCCUGGCGAGGAGCCAUUUCAAUUUAAUAUAAGUAAUGAUCAUCAAGAAUGUCAAGCACAUUAUGAGGUACUUGGGGCAGCAGUAACUGAGCAUGUGUACCAUUUACUUGAAUCACAAGAGAAUUUAAUAAAGCUUCCCAUACCCAAAGGGAGUACAGAAAAAAAUGGCACAUUUAUAUUUGUAUCACAGGAUUAUGAUAAGAAAGAUGUGUUGAUGGUUCUGAUACAUGGAUCCGGUGUUGUGAGAGCUGGACAGUGGGCUCGGUCCCUAAUAAUUAAUGAUUGUAUAGAAAGUGGUACUCAAAUUCCAUACAUCAGACAGGCAAAAGCCAGAGAAUAUGGAAUUAUGGUUCUUAAUUCAAAUGACAACUACAGAGAAGACAAAAGGAUACCACAUACUGGUAGUUCUGAAGAACAUGUCAAAUAUGUAUGGGACGAAUACAUUCCAAAUACAAAAGCGUCUUCAAUUGUUAUUGUAGCGCAUAGUUAUGGUGGAAUUUUAACUGUUGGGCUGGCAGAUAAACAAAAAAAGCAGUUUGAGAAGAGAGUAAAGGCUGUUGCAUUGACCGACUCUGUUCAUAGUUAUUCUGGAAUUAAAAUUUCGAAACAUUUAUUAAAGGUUUCAAGAAAUUGGAUAGCAAGUUCAUCUCCAUUAGAUACUCCUAUGAAAACUCCUAGCUCUGAUAUCUACAGGGUAUCAGCAGGUCACCCAAAACAUGAAAUGACGUCUUCCAAGUGUAUUGAUUCGGUCUUCAAAUAUUUUGAAGGAAUAUUAAAAGAACAUAAUGACAAAUAAAACAGCAAUAUAACUUCAAUAAGUGCCCUUAUAAUCUUCACAAUAAUUACUAUUAAGCACAAAAAAUGGAUUGCUUACAUUUUUUUCAACUAUACAGAGCAAAGUCUAUAUUUUUGCUUAGUGAGACAUA
Molecule: messenger RNA, 1225 nt
Organism: Nymphalis io (European peacock)
Lineage: Eukaryota; Metazoa; Arthropoda; Insecta; Lepidoptera; Nymphalidae
Product: FAM172 family protein homolog CG10038
Exons: 5
Coding region: 112-1095 (327 amino acids)
Biological process (GO): regulatory ncRNA-mediated heterochromatin formation
Cellular component (GO): nucleus
Molecular function (GO): siRNA binding
Source: RefSeq, a predicted model, not a curated record